AUGGAAGACUCAUUAGAAGGAGAGGAAAUGGAAGAAGAGAAACCCGAAUCGGAUGAAGAAAAUGAAACCACAAAAGACAGUGAACCUAUGGAAGCCGAAGCAGCCCCUCCUUCCAGGCCUUCACCUCCAAGUCCUUACAGGAGCAUUCUAGAGAGGGUCGGGAAAACCCGUCAGACCGCCAAAAAACCACACUCAACCACAAGGGAAUUCAUAAGCACGGUCAUGGGCUGUCUGAGAGGUAUCGGCAAAGGAAAUCAAGGAAGGAGAGAACAACACAACUCACGUAACCUGGAGAGUGGGAAGACUGGAGACCCAGCUGACCCAACAUCAGAAUACACUGACAGGAUGCGUGGGUUACUCAACACAGAGAUUGCUGCUAGGAUACAACAGGAUACCUACAUGGUUGAGGCUGAUCUUCAAGCUCAAGCAACUCUUAUCAAGGUGGGAGUCAAUGAGGAGGAAAUAAUGGCCAUUAAUGGGAGGCUAGAUGCGAUCAGAGUGCAACUUGGGAAAAUCACAAGGGCAUUGGGCACUUACUUGCAACGUGGAUGA
This is a messenger RNA of Lactuca virosa, 552 nucleotides long. Lineage: Eukaryota; Viridiplantae; Streptophyta; Magnoliopsida; Asterales; Asteraceae. The record is from the annotation of a GenBank genome assembly.